Molecule: messenger RNA, 5043 nt
Organism: Stylonychia lemnae
Lineage: Eukaryota; Ciliophora; Spirotrichea; Sporadotrichida; Oxytrichidae
Source: the annotation of a GenBank genome assembly
AUGAUUAUGAAUUAAUUUUAUGGAAACAGCUAAGCGCUGACUUCAAACGUUUAGUCAAAUCCAUCAAGCUAACGGGCUAGAAAGAAGUCCGGCAACAAUACCAAAUCAAUUUCUAUAAAGCAGACAUAGCCUGUCAUUAUUAUUCAGUAAAGUGGAAAUGUCCCUACUCAGCGCGGUCUUAAAAUAAAGAAAGAUGAUCUCAAACUGAUUCAAUAAUAUUGCGAACAAAAUGAACUUGGACCCAAUGAAGCCGCCUAAAACAACAUUUUAAAGAACAGUUAAAAGUUCUCUCAUCACUAAAAAAACAAAAGUGAAGGAGCCACUCCUCUAGGGAGCAAUUACUUGAAAACGUAAUUUUAAGGUAUUAUUGAUUAUCGUAAUGAUAUUUCAGUUAAACAGCAGCAAAUUGCAAGCUAAACAGGUCAAAUAGUCUCUUAAAACUAGUACCUGCCUGUUAAUCUGUAUCAAAAGUCCAAAAGUUAAAUGGGAUACUAUUCUCAGGGUAACACUCCAAAUAAUAAUACUGGUAGAUUAAUUCCUUAGUCUAAAACUCCAGAUAUUUACAACUACACUAGUUCCCAAUUUAAAAAUUAGCAACAAUUACCGGUCGCUAAUUCUAACAAAAAUCUUUCUGUAUAAUAAACUUUGGGAAAUCAUCCGAUGAUUCAAAAUAUGAUGGGUAUAUCUAGCAGAGCUCUUGUAACCACCAAUUAGGGUGCUAGGUCUAACUCAAGGAAAAAGGAGGCCAAUUCUUAGGAUCAGUUAAACGACUCCUCGAUGUAUUUAUACGAUGAUUUGCUUUCAAAAAGCAAUCAACAGCUAAAUUUAAUAGGUAAAAAUAAAACCUAAGUUAACCAAUAAUAUGGUUAAACAUAAGAUGAAUCCUAUUUAGAUGCGACUCUUUACGAUCAAUUUAUACAAGGCCCACAUAAUGUAUCCUAGUAUUCUUAGAAAAUUGAUGAUUAGAAUUCAUACUUAUAGUUUGGCCAGAGAUCUGUCAGCUAAAACUAAAAUGCGAAACAAAAUACUUAAAAAGUCAUAAGAUAGAGUCCAUCAUAAAAAAGCCAUACUAGGACAAAUUUGCAAUAAUCAUCAUAAGGCUCAAAUAAUCUGUAACAAUAAAAGAACAAAAGAACUACAAAUUAGACUAUGCAGCAAUCGUUAAAUAACAGCAACUAGAAGUCUUAACAGCAAUAUGACAGAAGAAUGGUUAUGGGUAGAACGCCCUCCCCUAACUUCUUGAAGAGAAUAGCUGGGAUAAUGUAGUUUCCUUAAGAAAGUUUGAUUGUCAAGUAAUAAAUGUAUUAAAAUAAUCAUAAUAAUACAGCCAAAAAUAUAUUGAGCAGCGGUGGUAAUUCUACCAAGAGAUCUUCUAGUAAGUAGUAAUUUGCUACAAAUGGAAGCUCAGUUACCAAUAAUACAGCAAAACUGAUAGGUACCUAGAGCUUCGUCAAUUAAUUGAAUAGAUCUUAAAAGUAAAAGUUUGCAAAAUAGUAUGCUACUAAUAUGUAGCCAAAUAGAUAUAAAAGUGGUUCAAUUACAACCAGCGCAAAUACAGCUUAAAAUUCCCCAUCUAAUAGAGGCAUUACUCCAAAAAGAAACAAUAUGAAACAAAAAACCGUUCAGUAGCACCCACCUCAGUACUAUCAGAUGCCAGCUGACUUUGAAUCCAUUGCUGAAACUCUUAAAAAAUAGGCUUAUCUUGGUUAAGUAGCUAUGAAUCAUUAGUCAAAAUUAAAGAAGAUUAAUAAGGAUGAGGAAUUGAAAGCACUGGCUAUGAUAUCUAGCUUAGAAAAUUAAAUGAUGAAUAAACAUCAACUCACGUCUUCAUAGUCUUAGACUUAAUCUCAGUCUCAGGUGCAAUCUAUGCAUUCAUCAAUGGUAUAGCCAUAGCAGUUCUAUCAGCCGACUAAGAUGAUUGGGGAAAUAAUGGAAGAAGAUCCACAACCAUUAUCCAGCCAUGAAUUCCUUAAUAUGGAGGAAAUAAGAUCAAUUUAAAGCGAAGGACAGAAAAGCAUGAAGCUAAAUAAGAUCAAGCAUCAAAAGUCUCAUUCUUAAAAGUCGGAAUUCUCUCCAGGUCCCAGAUAUUAUGAUGGAGGCACUGGAUCAAACUAGAUCAGUUAAAUUCCAAAUGCACUUUUAAUGAGCAAAAACUCUGUCCUUAGUAAUGAGACUUAGACCUAUUCAUAGCACCCUACCCAGAUAAUCCCUUAAAAUGACUAAAAUCAAAUUACUCAGUAUUUAGAAUAGCUACAAAAUUUGAGACAAUCAUAAUAGUAAAUUGCUCUAUCUUAAGGUGUCAAAAGCCCAUUACUUAAAGAGACUAAGAGAUCUAAGCCUAGUUCAGUAGUAGCCCAGUCAAAUCAAAACCCUGUUUUAUAUUCAUAGUAGAUAAGUUUGUCAAACUACCAGUCUAAUAAACAGCCAGUUAGGAAGCAAACUGAUAAUAGUAGCUUGAUCAAAAUGAUAGAUGAAGACGAUUCUCUAGAUGGCAAAAAAAAGACAAUCUCAGAGUAGAAUUAGAUGAUGAGCUUAAAUUAAAACUCUGGACCUUAAAUCAUAGAUAAUUUCUCUCAACUUGAAUAGAGAUCAAUGCAAAUUUAGAGAAAGAAAACUUAGUCGGUGGAACCUCCAAAAAUCUCAACUCCAUCAAUGGAUAUGUUUAAGCAUUAAUCAAAUGAGAUUGAAGAGAAACUAAUUGGGUAGACAUAAUUCAAUAAGAAGUAAUAGCAGAUAAAUUUUGUAGAUAAAACUCCAUUUGAAAAAGAACUUGAAAUGAAAGCCUAAGAAAUGAAGAAAAUUAAAAAAAUAAGUGCUGACAAAGGAUAAACUAUUGAGCAGAUAAAGCUUUAAAAAUAUAAAGAAGAUUCAAUAUCUCUACUAAAGCAGCUUCAAGAAAGUGGAAAUAUUACUGAGAGUCUAAUCGAUAGUAAGGCACAAUCCAUCAAGACUAAUGUAAUUGAAUUCAAGAAGGUUGCGCCUUAGAAGCAGAGCGAUACUAAAAUCUCUGUUUAAUCUCCACUUAUCGUUUAGUAAUAAUAACAAAUUCUGUCAUCUCAAAAGCUAAUAGAGAAAGAUGAUAUUCCUGAGAUUGAAAUUUCAGACUAAAAGUCUGUAGUCAAGCAAAAUAAAAAAUCCACACAUCAAUCGAAUGAUAGACCUAAGAGUAAAUAAUUCAGUGAGGACAACAAGCACAACAGUAGUGACGAUGAGCUAGAAAGAAAUAAUCCAAUUUAAAUCAUAACUCAGGAGGACGAGAAGAAAAUAAAAGAUAUGGUAUCAGAUAUUGAUUAUAAUGCUUUCUAUGGCAAGGUGAUGAAAAGAACUCAAGCGAUUGAAAAUGAUGAAGAUAUGAAGCACUUAAGCCCUAGGUCAAGAGAAAUCGCAUCAGUAAUGAAGUUUGUUUAAAAAUCCUUCAAAGAUCAAAAUGAACCCCCUGUCACAACAACUGAUUUCUACAGAAUAGGGAAAAUGCUUGGUAGAGGCGCCUUUGGAAAAGUUAACUUAGCAAUGCACAAGCUAGUUAGAAAGCUAGUAGCAAUUAAAUCUCUUAAUAAAGAGUGCCUGACUGAUGAGGCAUAGAAGGCUAAAUUGAUGAAGGAAGUUUCCCUGCUUCUUAAACUUAGACAUAACCAUGUUGUUAAGAUUUAUGAGACUAUUGAAACUGAGAAGCACAUCAUAAUAGUCAUGGAACUCUGCGCAGGUGGAGAUCUAUUAAAUUAUGUCAGGAAGAGAAGAAAGCUUAAGGAACCAUAUGCCAAAGUUAUAUUUAAACAAAUAAUAGAUGGUCUAUGUUACAUUCAUUCAAAGUAUAUAGCUCAUAGAGAUAUAAAAUUAGAUAAUAUCCUUCUUGAUGGAAAAGGAAAUGUUAAAAUUGCAGACUUUGGUGUCUCAAAAUAAGGAGCCAGAGGUUAAAAGAUGACUGAGCAAUGUGGAACUCCAGCGUAUAUUGCACCUGAAAUUUUAAAAGAUAAGGGAUACUCAUUUAAUGUUGAUAUUUGGAGCGCAGGUGUUGUGCUCUUUGCAAUGUUAUAUGGAACAGUUCCCUUCAAAGCUAACAACAUGGAAGAAUUACAUAAGUUAAUUGUGAAAGGUAAAUACACAUUGAAAGAUGACAUCUCAAUUGAAGCUAGAAAUUUACUUAGAGGCUUACUAGAGGUAAACCCAGAUAAAAGACUGACAAUAAAGUAGAUCUAUCGUCAUAAGUGGUUUGCAGAUUUAGACCCAAAUCUACAAUUAUUCAAUGAUCAAGAAAGAGAUAUGAUCAAGAAAGAAUAUACCUACAAUGAUCCUAGAAGAUAUAAUAGAAAUGAGAAUGAGGAGCCUGUAGAUUGUUUUACAGAGCAUCAUUUAGAGUCAGUAUACAAUUCUUUGAAAAAUGCAACUUCUAAAUCUAUCAUUCUUGCACCAUUUAAUUCCACUCAAAGCUAAAUAGAUGUGACGGCAUAAGAGUAAAUCUAGAAACACUUAUGCGAAAAAAUGAUGGUAUUGAACUUCGCAAGAAGAUGUCGAGAAAUAGAUAGAUAAUAUGAAUUCAAUAACAAUGGCGAUCUAGAUAAUGGAGUGUAUCAUAAAUAUGUAUACAACUCCGAUGAAAAUGAGAACGAUAGUGAUGGAAAUGAAAACUCAAAUUAAUUAGACGGAAACUCUGACAUUUUAAGCAUACCAAUGUUGAUGUCUGAGAGGAAAAUACCUAAAAGAGGUGGCAGAGCCAGUGUUGAAAACUCCUUUGAUAACAGUAACAGUAUUCAAUAAAUGUAAGACAGACAAGCCAUCGCAAAAAGAAUCAAAGAAAGUUCUCAUAUCUAAAAAGAAAUUCAUAGGAAUAAAAAGGCAGUUAAUAAUGAACUCGAUGAUGAUAUGGUCAAAACCUAUGAGACUUUCCAAUCUAAGUAUUCCAAUAAAUUAGACGAGGAGAAGGUUAAAUAGAUGGUCAAAUUCGGUUACCCUUAUGACUAUGUAAUAAAAUCUCUCGAUGAAAACGAUCCUAACUAUUGUACUGCAGGCUAUUAUCUUCUUUGUAUGGAUCAGAAUUACUGUUGA